Symbiodinium sp. CCMP2456 is the source of this 1632-nucleotide messenger RNA. The record is from the annotation of a GenBank genome assembly. Lineage: Eukaryota; Dinophyceae; Suessiales; Symbiodiniaceae.
AUGCCACGCCCUGUGGCAAGCGAGAAGACGGAAUGGUCUGAUGAGCAGCAGUGGUUUCUGACUGCGCUAGACAUCAAGUUUCGACAGCAAGAGGCAAUUAUCCGCGCAUUGUUGGAGAGCCAUCAGCAUUUUCCAGCCAAGCCCUUCUACGAUGCGCUUACAGCUGGAGAUGCAGGUGGUGCGUUGAAUGGUAGUCCUCCAGCGGCUGCCAGCGAAGCACCACCUAGCCCCCAAAGUGACGGCUUUGUGAGCGUCAACCACACACAGGACUCCACCGAGUCACAAGACUUGCAGCCCACCGAGUCUCAAGAACUACAGCGACGAGCGACGAAGAAGACCAAGAGCCUGGGCAAGGCUACGAUGCGCGAAAUGCAAGCAGAAGAGGUGUCAGCCUUGAAGAAAUUUGUGAAGGGCCCCUUGGAUGGGUACCUUGGCAUCGUCGUGCUAGUGAACCUGGGCAUGAUGGCUGCCGUGGCGCAAAUCACAGGUCAUGAAGCAGAUGUGAGCCUCGGCUUGGCUCCACCUGAAAUCGUCACCGUGGCACCCGCAUUUGACAUCAUUGAGGGUAUCUUCUUCGCCGUGUACCUGAUCGACGUACUUGUUCGCAUGCUCGUGUUGCGCAAAGAGUGGUAUUUCGACGAGGUCGAGGGUAUCAUGUACAUGAACAUGUUUGAUGCGAUCCUGGUCUUGGUGCACGGCUUCGAGCUCCUGCUCCUCCCUGUGCUUUUCUCCGGAGACUCAGAUCAGCGCGCAAGCACCGUCCGGGCCAUUAAAUUGCUACGAAUUGUGCGGACGCUCCGCAUCGUGAAGACGGUUGCACUGUUUCGGCAGCUUCGCCUAUUGGUGACGACAUGCGUGGCCAGCAUCGGAGCCCUUUUCUGGUCCAUGGUCAUGCUCUUCCUCAUCAAGCUCGGAUUUUCACUCAUUAUCUGCCAGGCACUCCAAAGCUACAUUCUAGAUGAAAGCAAUGAUAUGGACACCCGCCUGGAGAUGAAUUGGUUGUACGGCAGUUUCCUGAAGGCUCUCUACACCAUGUUCGAGGUGACACAUGCCGGAAGCUGGCCUACGAGAGUGCGGCCGGUCGUUGACAAAGUCAGCCCUUGGUAUUGCAUCCCAUUCUUGGGAUACAUUACUCUGGUGGUUUUUGCUGUGAUACGAGUAGUGACGGCCCUCUUUCUCAAGGAGACGCUGGCAAGUGCUGCCAACGACGCUGACAUGCAGAUAGAAGAAAAUCGGCGCGCUGCCAAGAAUUACCAGGAAAAGUUGGAAGACCUUUUUCGCGCCGUUGACGACGAUGGUAACGAUUGGCUCUCUGCAGAAGAGUUCAUCCGGGCACUGAGCCUCCCAAGUGUUCAGCGAUACCUGGCCAUCCUGGAUCUAAAAGUGUCGGAUUGUCGCCCUUUGUUCGAGAUCCUGGAUGAUGGCGACGGGAAAAUCACCAUCGCGGAGUUUUGCCAGGGCUUGAACCAAAUCAAGGGGCAUGCUCGUGCUCUUGACAUGGUUGUCCUACAGCGCGAGAGCGCCAAGGUGCUAAAAGAGUGCCAGGACAUUCGCAUAGAGCUGAAAGCACUGCUACCGACCCUAGUAGGCCUGACCAGAAAGAGUGGCAGCAAGACCGACGGCGGCCGCUGA